Molecule: messenger RNA, 4715 nt
Organism: Dendrobium catenatum
Lineage: Eukaryota; Viridiplantae; Streptophyta; Magnoliopsida; Asparagales; Orchidaceae
Product: myosin-3
Exons: 24
Coding region: 543-4121 (1192 amino acids)
Biological process (GO): actin filament organization; vesicle transport along actin filament
Cellular component (GO): myosin complex; vesicle; cytoplasm
Molecular function (GO): microfilament motor activity; ATP binding; actin filament binding
Source: RefSeq, a predicted model, not a curated record
UCAUCGUCAUUUAGGAAAAUUCAGAACUUUGAUUCCACAAGCAACAGAGCAAGCAAGCUUCUAGGGGUGUAAAUGCAAAUGGCAUCUUUCCUUUUGCCUUUUUGUUUGUUAAAGCGUAUUAAAAGAAGCUAAGAACUUACAUAACGCCGUGGGUUCCACUUGCAGAAUUUUGAAUUUUUGUCUUUUGAAGCAAACCCUAGAGUAGUUUUCCUUCCAAGGUAGCGCUUUUCUCCAUCUGCACAUGCCCAACGGGCGAUUCAAAUUGGAAUAAGAGUUUAUUGUCUGUUCGUGCGGAGGCACAGAGCUAAUUCUUUGCAUAAUCUACGUUUUGCACACUUCCUUUCCGUCUCCCUGUUUUCCAUCACUCCCUCGUUCUCUGAAAUCUCUAUCUUCUUGAGUUUAGUGCACCGGGUUCCGAUUUGCGAGGCUUUUGCGGUUUCAAUGGAGUUUUCUUGGGAUCGCAGAUGAGGGGGCUGGAUUUCUUUUAUCAGUGAGCUCCGUGUCGACGAUCUUUAGAGCAAGUUUGAGAUUUGGACUUCAAAAUGAUGCUUUUUGCAGAGGCGAUGGGGUCUGCGAGCGCUCGGAGCUCGCUGGAGGUGAUGCUGGACGCAAUCAGAAGGAAGGAUGAACAGCAGAAGGAUCUGCCUCCGGCAUUACCAACACGGCCGACCUCGAGAGGCCGUCUGCCAUCUUCUAGGAAGUCGUUUCCUGUUAAUAUCGCUCUUAAAAGUAACGGACAGGAGAUCAAUCUGGGCUUGUCUGAGAGAAGAGCGGAAGUGAAGGAGGAGAGUUUUCAAAAAGGCGGGAUCUUUGGAUGCGUGGAGAAGGUUCCAGAUAUUAGGAUGCCGGGCCUAGAGAGCUAUGGGGAAAGGCCGGAAGUAGAUGACCCUGUGGACCACAAAUGCACAUCCUCCUCGUUGGCCAUUAACCUGGGUGGCCAACUCAAGUCCGCUGAAGCUAUUGAUUAUUUCUUAAACAAGAAACUUCGAGUUUGGUGUUGGAUUCCAGCGGGGAAAUGGGAAUGUGGGAAAAUUCAGUCAGCUUCAGUGAAUGAUGCUCAUGUUUUGAUGUCCACUGGCAAUAUUUUGAGGUUGCCUUUUGAAAAUAUCUGGCCAGCAAAUCCAGAGGUCCAGGAUAAUGAGAAUGAUCUGGCACUGUUUAGUUAUAUAAAUGAACCUUCAUUUCUUCAUAAUCUUAAGUGCAGAUAUUCUCAGGAUAAGAUCUAUAGCAAAGCAGGUCCUGUUUUAGUUGCGAUCAAUCCUUUUAAAGACUUGUCACUACAGGCAAAUAAUUCUGUUGGAGAAAAUCCACACGUAUUUGCAGUGGUAGAUCAGGCUUUAAAUGAAAUUUUGAGAGGUGGGAAAAAUCAGUCCAUCAUUAUAAGUGGUGAAAGUUGCUCAGGGAAAACCGAAACAGCAAAACUUGCUAUGCAACGUUUAGUUGCCAUUGGGAGUGGUGAUGUUAUUGAUUUUGAGGUUCUGAAGGAGAAUGUGAUUCUAGAAUCCUUUGGGAAUGCAAAAACACUGAAAAAUGGCAAUUCUAGUCGAUUUGGCAAAGUUAAUGAAAUAUAUUUUAGUGAAGCUGGAAAAAUAUGUGGUGCUAGGAUCAAAACUUUUCUACUUGAAAAGUCGAGGGUUGUUGAAAGAGCUGUAGGGGAAAGAUCAUUCCAUAUUUUCUAUCAAUUAUGUGCAGGAGCUCCUCCUUGUCUUAAAGAGAAGUUGAACCUUAAAGCGGCAAAUGAAUAUGAGUUCUUGAAGCAAAGCAGAUGCUUGACAAUAGAAAACAUCGAUGAUUCCCGCAAAUUUCAAUUAUUGAUGGAAGCUUUAGAUACUGUUCAUAUCACUAAAGAUGAUCAAGACAGUUUAUUUUCAAUGCUCGCAGCAGUGUUGUGGUUGGGUAACAUUUGUUUUUCAACAAUCACCAGUAAGAACCAGGUGGAAGUUAAUCUCGACGAAGCUGUAGCUAAUGCGGCAAAUUUACUGGGUUGUGAAGUUGAUGCAUUAGUUUUAGCAUUAUCAACUCAAACAACUCAAUCCGGAAACGAUAAUAUAGUUCAGAAGCUAACGUUAUCUCAGGCAAUUGAAACUAGAGAUGCAUUGGCAAAAUCAAUUUAUGCUACUCUGUUUGACUGGGUUGUUGUGCAGAUCAACAAAUACCUUCAAGCUGGAAAGACUUAUAGUGGAAGCUCCAUAACUAUCUUAGAUACAUGUGGCUUCGAGGUUUCUCAUAAGAAUGGAUUUGAUCAAUUUAGCAGAAACUAUGCUAGUGAAAGGAUGCAGCAGCACUUCAUUAACCAUCUUCUUAAACAUGAACAGGAGGAGUAUACUCUCGAUGGAGUUGACUGGCGCAACCUUGACUUUCCAGACAAUGUUGACUGUCUAAAUCUCUUUGAUAAGCCCCAAGGGAUUUUAUCUUUGUUAGAUGAAGAAUCAGCUUGCUCCAAGGCAACCGAUUUCACCCUUUUAAACAAACUUAAAGAUCAAUUUCUUGGCAAUCCUUGUUUCAAGGGAGAAAGUAGUUCUUUCAGAAUCUGCCAUUAUGCAGGAGAGGUUUUGUAUAAUAUAAGUGGCUUCUUGAAGAAUAAUAGAGAGAUAGUUCAUGAAGAUUCUAUUAAAAAACUGCUUUUAUCAUGCGGAAAUCGACUUCCCCGGGUGCUUGGCUCCUUGGGUAGUUUAUCUUCUUCAAUGCAGGGUGCUGUUACAAAAUUAAAGGAUCAACUUUCAGAGUUGAUACAACUGCUGGAGAACACCAACCCACACUUCAUAAGCUGUAUUAAUCCAAACAGUAAACAACUUGCUGGAAUUUAUGAAGAAGAUUUUGUCAUUCGACAGCUGAGAAGCUUCAGCUUACUUGAAGUUGCCAGGAUAACAAGGUCAGGCUAUCCUACAAGAAUGACCCAUCAACAGUUUGUUGAAAGGUAUAACUUUCUGCUUAUGGAAAAUACACCGGUAAUGGAUUCACUUAGUACUUUAGUUGCAGUUCUGCAGCAAUACAGUGUUCUUCCUUGCAUGUAUCAAGUUGGAUAUACAAAAAUAUUUUUCCGCAGUGGACAGCUUGCAAUACUAGAAACUGCUAGAGCCUGUAAAUUGCAAGGAAUCUUGUGUGCUCAGAAAUAUUUCCGUGGUGCUCGAGCUCGUCGCAGUUUUAAUGAUAUUAAGAGUGGAGUUACAACACUGCAAUCAUGUAUACGAGCUAAAAGAGCAAGAAAUGAGUUUCACUAUUUAGCAAGGCGGCAUAGAGCUGCUGUUCUUAUACAAAAGCAUGUUAAGCGGUGGGUUGCUCAGAAAGCUUUUGCCAAACAACAAAAGCUUAUAAUGCUUUUGCAAUCAGUCAUACGUGGUUGGUUGGCAAGAAAGCAUUUCAAUAUUAGCAGAAGCUUGGAAAUGACAAAGUGCAAUGAUUUAAAUCUUGAGACUGAUCUAAGCAAGAAUCUCCAUGAAUUUGAGCAAAAUCCUCCUCCAGUUGAGCAUUCAGUUAUGGUAGAACUUGAGAGCCGGGUUCUGAAAGCGGAAGCAGAGCUGAGACAUAAGGAAGAGGAAAAUUCCUGUCUGAGGCAACAACUUCAGCAAUAUGAGAUGAGAUGGUCAGAUUAUGAUGCAAAAAUGAAGUCCUUGGAGGAUCUGUGGCAAAAACAGAUGACUUCAUUGCAGAUGAGUUUGGCUGCUGCAAAGAGGAGUCUUGCUACCAAUGAUGUGGCUAGCCUGGCUGGAAGGCCUGAUUUAUCACCAAGCUAUCCAUAUUUCGACUCUGAAGAUGCCAUGUCUUUUGAGACUUAUACAACUGAAGGAACACCUGCGAAACGAUCCCGUGCAUCUGGUGUGGCACUAACUAAAACUCCUGAAGGUGUAAGGAAUACAAUCAGUCACUUAUUCAAGGAGUUUGAAGAGAGGAGACAGAUAUUUGAGGAUGAUGCAGGUUUCCUUGUUGAGGUGAAGUCAGGAUUGUCGGUCUCCAACAUAAAUCCUGAUGAGGAGCUCAGCAAACUGAAAGUUCAGUUUGUUUCUUGGAAGAAAAAUUACAGGGUUCGAUUGCGUGAAGCAAAGGCUGCGCUUAAGAAGCUUGGAAAUCCUGAAACGCCACAAACACGAAGGAAAUGGUGGGGCAAUUGGAGCUUAAAAUGAUUGUUGUAGAAUUUUCCUCCUAGUUUGGUGAGGUUUCUUUUAUGAGAUUAAUUAUUCUGUGUGGAGGCCGAAUGCCGUCAGGAGACCAACCAGAAUGUGCCACGUUACCCCUUGCUCGAUACCGUGGCUCGGUACUGCUCAAUACCAUGACUCGGUAUUGCUGACGUGUUGCAUUCUAAUUGGUCUCCGGAUGACGUUCUAUGUCCGGUCUCUGUACAGAAUAAUUUCUCCUUUCAUGAAAGUACCUCCUGGAAGUAGCUGCGGAAGCUUGUGUGGGAAGUUGACAGGAAUUUGCAUUCAUCAUAGAAAUAAAAUUUUCUUUCAUAUGCAGUGAUAGGUCCUUGUGUUGUUUAAGAUUUUGUUGCUAUGGAGAUCAGUUAUAUAAGCGUGCCUAUGGAAUCCCACUAGUUGAGUUGUAAGUAUGAGAUAGGAAUUAGGAUGUAUUUAAUGCAAUUGUAGUCUCAAAUUUAUGUUAAAAAAAAUGUUAGGUGAGGCAAAAUUGUUUGUCAUUCCCUAGUAUGACCUGUGCAAAUGUAGAGAAGUAUUGAUCUUUGAGUGAGUAAUAUAUGCAUAUAUAUAAAGAUCUUACAUGUU